GAGCGGGAGGUGGGGCCCGCACGGCGGCUGCGCGGGUCGGUGCCUCCAACUUUCAACUUUUGGGAUUCGUUUCCUCGGGAGGGGUUUUGGGGGGGGCUUUUGGGGGGCCCCCCAAGGCGGGCACAGCUCCCACCCUCCCUCCCGGCGCCGCCCGGGGCUCCGGCCCCGCCCGCACCAUGAUGUCCUGGAUCCUCAGCCGGGUGAUCGGGCUGGUUUUUGGGAUGCUCUACCCGGCCUACGCGUCCUACAAGGCUGUGAAGGCCAAAAACAUCCGGGAAUACGUCCGCUGGAUGAUGUACUGGAUCGUCUUCGCACUCUUCAUGGCCACGGAGACCUUCACUGACCUCCUCAUCUCCUGGUUCCCGUUCUACUACGAGGUGAAGAUGGCCUUUGUGCUCUGGCUGCUGUCCCCGUACACGCGGGGGGCCAGCCUGCUCUACCGCCGCUUCGUGCACCCCACGCUGGCCCGCAAGGAGAAGGACAUCGACACCUUCCUGGUCCGGACCCGGGAACGUGGCUACGAGACGAUGCUGCACUUUGGCAAGAGGGGCCUCAACCUGGCGGCCACCGCCGCCGUCCAGGCGGCCACCAAGAGCCAGGGCGCCCUGGCCGGGCGGCUGCGCAGUUUCAGCAUGCAGGACCUGCGCUGCAUCCCCGACCAGGGCCCUGCGCCCUUCCCGGACCCGCUGUACCUGGAGGAGCAGAGCGGCCGCCGGCUGGGCUGCGGCGCGGCUCCGCCCGCCCGGCGCUACGAGAGCGACACGGAGGAUGAUGAUGAUGAGGAGGAGCUGUGGUCGGACUCGGGGGUGACCCCACAGCCUUCCCCACGCCGGGAUCCCAAACCCCUGUCCCGCAGCCAGAGCCUGCGCUCCCUGAGGAAGACCCCGGGAAAAGAGGGCUCUUCCCGGCUCCUGCGCAGCCGGAUCAGGAGGAAAACGGCCCCCUCGGAGCAGGACAGCUAAAAAUCCCAGGAAACCUCUGCCAAAGAUCCCGGGAAACGCCUGCCAGGAGUCUUUACACAAGUUUGGGGGGGGGGGGUCAGCCCCCCCCAUGCCUGCCUUCGGGGGGGGGGGGGAGGGUCCUGUAUCCUUGGGGAGGGUUCCCUGCAUCCUUGGAGUGGGGCCUUCCCCUGCCUGACACUGUAAAUGCCUUCUGUGACCUCUGUGGUGCCUUGGGGAGGGGGCACCACCUCGCUGUCCCCCCACUCUGCUGCUCCCAGUGCCCCCUCCCAGACCCCCC
Messenger RNA from Corapipo altera (White-ruffed manakin), 1239 nucleotides. It is a transcript of the gene REEP4, whose product is annotated as receptor accessory protein 4. NCBI's taxonomy places the organism in Eukaryota, Metazoa, Chordata, Aves, Passeriformes, Pipridae. Gene Ontology annotation, cellular component: endoplasmic reticulum membrane; endoplasmic reticulum tubular network; cytoplasmic microtubule. Gene Ontology annotation, molecular function: microtubule binding. The transcript is spliced from 8 exons. Bases 177 to 962 code for a protein of 261 amino acids. The record is from RefSeq and is a predicted model, not a curated record. Gene Ontology annotation, biological process: endoplasmic reticulum tubular network organization.